Molecule: messenger RNA, 9153 nt
Organism: Bubalus bubalis (water buffalo)
Lineage: Eukaryota; Metazoa; Chordata; Mammalia; Artiodactyla; Bovidae
Gene: TNS3
Product: tensin 3
Exons: 28
Coding region: 1899-6491 (1530 amino acids)
Biological process (GO): dephosphorylation
Molecular function (GO): protein binding; phosphatase activity
Source: RefSeq, a predicted model, not a curated record
AUCCUAGUAGGGUUCCUGGGGGAAUUUAGGAGGACAGGGGUGGGGGGUGGGGCACUCUGGCUUUGCCCUUUCUGAUCCCCACGGAGAUGGGAUUCAUUGGCGCCAGCAGGAUGCAACCCCUGCCCUGUGCGGUCCUUCCUGACCCCUCUCUGGUUCCCGCAGGGUCCUGGCAAGAGGCCCUCAGCCGGAGCCUGUGUACGUGCUGCCACCGAGCCCUCGGCUCCACUGUGGGACCGGCCCCCCUGGCUCCUGUGCUCCCAGCCUCCCCGCUCCUGCUGAACCACUCUUGGGCCACAUCAGGCCAGGGGCAGGGAGGGAGCAAGAUGGGAGGAGGGAACUGCUUCUGGAAGGAGAAGUGGGCCAUGCUCCCCAGUGCAGUGAGUUCCUCCCCAGAGGGAUCUGCAGGGCCUCUACUUGCACUUGGCACUGAGUCCGUCCCUGGCGCCUCGCCUCUGUUUGCUCCUGUCCUCACUCUGCUUUAAUGGGACUGUGAAAGUUACAUGGGGCGUUGAGCCCUGACCCUGGCUCCCACGCUCUGCUUCCUGGGGGUGGCCGCUGCCUGCCCUGCAGACCUCUGCCCACCAGCCCCUCUGGGACAUCAGGCUUGAUUGUGAAAGCAUGGUUUCCGCUGCCUGUCCUGGGCCUCCCUCCCUCCCUUCAUCAGCCUCCGAGUUCCACAUGGUUCAGACCAGCCUACGCAUCUCAGAAAUCUGAGUAUUUGGUGACAAAUAAGCAUAGACAUAGUUUCAGGACAUGACUUAGUGACCGAACAACAACAAAUCUUAGCGUGAACAAAACCUUGCUUCUCAUAGUUGAGCUUGGGGGCAGAAUGACGUUACCUUAGCUCAGUUGGUAAAGAAUCUGCCUGCAAUGCAGGAGACCCUGGUUCAAUCUCUGGGUUGUGAAGAUCCCCUGGAGAAGGGAAAGGCUUGCCCACUUCAAUAUUCUGGCCUGGAGAACUCCGUGAACUGUAUAGUCCAUGGGGUCGCAAAGAAUCAGACAUGACUGAGUGACUUUCAUAUACUUUUAGUUUCCUAACUUCAGAGGGGUGUGUAUUUUUCUAGUAAUUCAUGGUAAUUGUUUACUUGUAGGAGCGUUAAGAAAAAAAUUCUCAAGGUGGGCAAUCCUGAUAAUGAAUCUGUUUCUGGUCUUCUCGUUCUGGAAGGGAACAGUGUCUUGCUGGCUGGCUGACGUUGGGAAAGUUUCUUUGCCCAAGUCUUAUUUCUUUGAAUGGAGCUGUGGUCUUGGCAGGUUAUUGCAUUUAGUGUGGGCUUGUGGGGAAGUUUCACUUCUAUGGGCCAAUCCCUCCCUGGCACCCAAACACAAGUAUUGAACGUAAAGCUGAGGUUUAUUUAGCUUUUAUUAUCUGCUAGAUGCCAUUCUUAGCUCUGCACAUUUCCUUAUUUAAUCCUGCCAAUACCCCCACUUUCCAGAUGAGAAAACUGAGUCACAGAGAAGUAAUUUCCAAAGGUCAGACAGCACGGGUCUCACCCAGGCAUUAAGGUUCCAAAGCAGGUACACUUCACCCCUGCACCCUACGAGCCAGGUGGUGAGUAGGUGAAUGAAUGAGUGAACACAUGAAGGCCUUCGUGUUUGAACUGGAUGUGGCUAGUUGUUGCCUUUUAAAAGAUUGUAAUUUAUUUUUUUAUUUUUGUGGUUAUGCCAUGUGGCUUACAGGAUCUUAGUUGCCCAACCAGUGAUCAAACAUGUGCCCCCUGCAGUGGAAGCAUGGAGUCUUAACCACUGGACCACCACGCAAGUCCCUCAAAAAGUUUUAAAACGUAUUUUUAAACUGUUUGUUUAAAACCGUCUGUUUUCCUGGAGAAACAAACAGAACGUGCAGAGCAGUUUCAGUUGGUCUCCUUAAGGGAACCCCCGCCCCGGUCCCCAGCUGGGUGAUGACAUUUAUGCACUGCCACCAGGCCCUGUGCUUCCUUGUGAAUCUGGCUCUGGUUAUGCAACGUUCCUUUUCUUCCUUUUUGCGAGACCUUUUCACAGCGCCAGUUUCAGGGCUGGUCAGCAUGGCUGGGAGCAGCACACAGGUCCGGCGACUCUGGGAAGCUGGGGGCCGUGAAGUGUCCUCGUGCCCUGCCAAGUUUCUGGCUCCGGGGGCAUCAUCAACACCUGCUUCUCUGUGCUGUGACAAAGCGUUCAGGCCUGCAGGGCUGAGCCCCGCCAUGGAGGACGGCCGCGAGCUGGAUCUCACCUACAUCACCGAGCGCAUCAUCGCCGUGUCCUUCCCCGCGGGCUGCUCUGAGGAGUCUUACCUGCACAACCUGCAGGAGGUGACGCGCAUGCUACGCUCCAAGCAUGGGGACAACUACUUGGUAUUAAACCUCUCGGAAAAGAGAUAUGACCUUACGAAGCUUAACCCAAAGAUUCUGGACGUGGGCUGGCCGGAGCUGCACGCGCCACCCCUGGAUAAGGUGUGCACCAUCUGCAAGGCGCAGGAGGCCUGGCUGAACAGCGACCCCCAACACGUGGUCGUUAUUCACUGCAGGGGUGGAAAGGGACGCAUCGGCGUGGUCAUAUCAUCUUACAUGCACUUCACCAAUGUCUCGGCCAGUGCUGACCAGGCCCUUGACAGAUUUGCAAUGAAGAAGUUUUAUGAUGAUAAACUUGCAGCUUUAAUGCAGCCAUCCCAGAAACGGUAUGUGCAGUUUCUCAGCGGGCUCCUGUCAGGAACGGUGAAGAUGAAUGCCUCGCCCCUGUUCCUGCAUUUCGUCAUCCUGCACGGAACCCCCAACUUUGACUCGGGUGGAGUGUGCCGGCCCUUUCUCAAGCUCUACCAGGCCAUGCAGCCCGUGUACACGUCGGGGAUCUACAAUGUUGGCCCAGAAAACCAAAGCAGGAUCUACAUCGCCAUCGAGCCGGCCCAGCUCCUGAAAGGGGACAUCAUGGUGAAGUGCUACCACAAGAAGUACCGCUCAGCCACCCGCGAUGUCAUUUUCCGCCUGCAGUUUCACACCGGGGCCGUUCAGGGCUACAGACUUGUGUUUGCGAAGGAGGAUUUGGACAACGCGAGCAAAGAUGACCGUUUUCCUGAUAAUGGGAAGAUUGAGUUAGUCUUCUCAGCCACUCCUGAGAAGAUUCAAGGAUGUGAACAUUUGCAGAAUGACCACAGAGUAAUUGUGGACUUCAACACAGCAGACCCGCUAAUCCGCUGGGACUCAUACGAGAACCUGAGUGCAGACGGUGAAGUGCUGCACACGCAGGGCCCCGUGGACGGCAGUCUUUACGCCAAGGUGAGAAAGAAGAGCGCUUCAGAUCCCAGUGUCCCAGGUGGGUCCCCCGCCGUCCCGGCCGCCAGCAGCCCAGACCACAGCGAUCACACCCUCUCUGUCAGCAGUGACUCGGGCCACUCCACAGCCUCGGUGAGGACCGACAGGACUGAGGAGCACCUGACUCCCGGAUCCAAGAGGGGCCUGAGCCCCCAGGAAAAGGCCGAGCUGGAUCAGUUGCUCAGUGGCUUUGGCCUCGAGGAUUCUGGAAGCCCCCUGAAGGAUAUGAGCGAUGCUCGCAGCAAGUACAGCGGCACCCGCCACGUUGUACCGGCCCAGGUCCACGUGAACGGAGACACCACCCCCAAGGACCGAGAGACGGACAUCCUGGAUGACGAGAUGCCCAGCCACGACCUGCACAGCGUGGACAGCAUCGGGACCCUGUCCUCCUCGGAGGGCCAUCCGUCAGCCCACCUGAGCCCCUUCACCUGCCACCAGAGCAGCCAGAACUCCCUCCUGUCUGAUGGAUUCGGCAGCACUGCCGGCGAAGAUCAGCAUGGUGCUCUGGCCCCAGAUCUGGGGCUCGCUGCGGAGCCCCUGUUCGAGCGAGAGCGGGCUUUCGGGAGCCGCGAGCCCAAGCAGCCGCAGCCUGUGCUCAGGAAGCCCUCUGUGCCUGCCCAGACGCAGGCCUACGGGCCGAGCAGCUACUCCACGCAGACCUGGGUGCGCCAGCAGCAGAUGGUGGCCGCUCACCAGUACAGCUUUGCUCCUGACGGGGAGGCCAGGCUCAGCGGCCGUGGUGCAGCAGACAGUUCUGGCCUGCUGCAGACACAGCCUAGGGUCCCGCUCACCCCCACUCGGGGGGCCAGCAGCAGAGUGGCCGUCCAGAGGGGCAUAGGCCCUGGGCCACAUCCUCCCGAUAUACAGAGACCCCCUCCUGGCAAAGCAGCCUUCAAACCCAGGAUUCCAGAUGUCAAAGUCGUGAAUGGUGCUGGCCCAGAGCUGGGCACAGACCUGUCCCCAGGCUCACCCACCCUGGACAUCGACCAGUCGAUCGAACAGCUCAACAGGCUGAUCUUGGAGCUGGACCCCACCUUUGAGCCCAUCCCCACCCACAUGAACAUGUCGGGCAGCCAGGCCAACGGCCCCAUUCCCCCAGAUGGCAUGGCAGGCGGGCUACGGGCCAGUGGCCGCCUGCAGGACACAGGAGAUGGCCCUGGCAGGGCCCCAGUGAGGCAAGGGGAUGAGCCACACGGUGGAAGAUACCGGAAGCUGAGCCUUGAGCAGUAUGAUAACGAAGCUGGGGAGCAGCCCACCUUCUCCAAAUGCACCUGGGGAAAGACCACCAGUUCAGAACAGACUCCAGGCCUGGCGCCUUUUCUCUCCCCAGACAACGCCAAAGAGGCAGUGAUCACCACGUAUCCCCCAGACCUGGAUGUGAUCGAUGGCAGGAUCUUCUCUCCAACCAACAGUGGCAGUGAAUCCAUCUCUCCCACCCCUGCAUUUCCUGUGUCUCCAGAAACGCCGUAUGGGACAACAAGCCCACGUUACUCUCCAUUCAGCCCAUCCGUGCCACAGAUGGGCAGCCCCAGUGCUCUGUAUAAAGGAGCUCAUGAACCCCGAGGCUGCCCUGAGAUUCUCAGUCAUUCUGUGGGGAUGUCAGAGAGCCCUGUUGGACCCAAACCCACGAUGCUCCGGGCCGACAUGCCCACAGCGCCCUCCUUCCAGCGGGCAUUCACGUCCUCCUGCACCAUUUCCGGGAACAGCCCCAGCCAGAGGAGAGGGAGCCCUUCCUCAGCUGAGCACCAGUGGGUGGAGACCAGCCCCAAGUCCACGCUGACCCUCCUGGGGGGCAGCCGGCCUGGCAAAGACGGCCCUGCGCGGCCCCACUUCCCGCCUGCUGACCUCCAGACAUCCUUCCACAGCCCCGAGCUGUCCCUGACGGAGCCGCCGGAAGCUCUGGGUCCCCCGAGCAGCCAGGCCUUCCUGAGCUUCAGCACUGCCCCCAUGGUGGGAGGUGGGCUCCCCGCCGGGGAGGACCCCGGGGCCUUGCUGGCCAAUUCCCACGGAGCAGCCCAGGCCCCUGGCAACCCACUGACGGCAGCUGAGGCUGCCGACAACAGCUUCCUGUCCCACAGCUUUCUCACGGUGGCAUCUGGACACAGCGGCCACCACAGCCCGGUCCUGCAGGGCCCGGGACUGGCUCUGCCUGGGCAGCCGCCCCUUCCCGAGAAGAAGCGGACCUCAGAGGGAGAUCGGUCUUUUGGCUCCGUCUCGCCAUCCUCCAGUGGCUUCUCCAGUCCUCACAGCGGGAGUACCAUGAGCAUCCCUUUUCCAAACAUCAUCCCGGACUUUUCCAAGGCUGCCGAGGGGGCAGCACCUUCCCCAGAUAAUCCAGGUGAUAAGCACGUGUCUGUAAACUUUGUUCAGGAUACAUCCAAGUUCUGGUACAAGGCGGACAUCUCCAGAGAGCAAGCCAUCGCCAUGCUGAAGGACAAGGAGCCCGGGUCAUUCAUCGUCAGGGACAGCCACUCCUUCCGAGGCGCCUACGGCCUGGCCAUGAAGGUGGCCACACCCCCGCCCUCUGUCCUGCAGAUGAACAAGAAAGCUGGAGAUUUGGCCAAUGAACUUGUUCGGCAUUUUUUGAUUGAGUGUACCCCAAAAGGAGUGCGGUUGAAAGGGUGCUCCAAUGAACCAUAUUUCGGGAGCCUGACGGCUUUGGUGUGUCAGCAUUCCAUUACGCCCUUGGCUUUGCCCUGCAAACUGCUCAUUCCGGAUAGAGAUCCAUUGGAGGAAAUAGCCGAAAAUCCUCAGCAAACAGCGGCCAACUCUGCGGCCGAGCUGCUGAAGCAAGGGGCAGCCUGCAAUGUGUGGUACCUGAACUCCGUGGAGAUGGAGUCCCUCACGGGCCACCAAGCCAUCCAGAAGGCCCUGAGCAUGACCCUAGUCCAGGAGCCACCUCCCUUGUCCACAGUUGUGCACUUCAAGGUGUCGGCCCAGGGCAUCACCCUGACAGACAACCAGAGGAAGCUCUUCUUCCGGAGACACUACCCCGUGAGCAGCGUGAUCUUCUGUGCGCUGGACCCACAGGACAGAAAGUGGGUCACAGACGGCCCUUGCUCGAGAGUCUUUGGAUUUGUGGCCCGGAAGCAGGGCAGUGCCACGGACAACGUGUGCCACCUGUUUGCAGAACAUGACCCCGAGCAGCCGGCCAGCGCCAUUGUCAACUUCGUGUCAAAGGUCAUGAUCGGCUCCCCUAAGAAGAUCUGAGCCCUCACAGCCCAGAGACUCCAGAGGGGCUGACGUGACCCUGGUAGUCCAGCACCAGGAGGGAAAGGGGCUCCUCCGACUUUUCAAACAUGAGAACAAACAACCUUGCCGCCUGUGGCCUCAAUUGAGGGGCACAGCUCAUGGAUGCAUUUCUGGGCAGAGGAAGUUGGACAUCAGGUGCGCCCAUCCAGUCCCCGCUCGGGAAAGAACCAUUCAAGGAGACGUGGGGACCCCUGUUCCUCGCACUCUGGUGUUUAUGGGAAGGAGGGGAGCCCAGUUUGCUCCCCGUGGCCCUGAGUGCCUCGUCACUGCCAUGUCAGAGCGCUCCUGGCCAGUGGACAUGCCAGGACCUCUGUCCUCCCACAAUGGAGAUAUUGAUUAACCUGAGAAGGGGAUGCAUGUUGGUUGAAGGUUCGUGCAGGUCAGGCCCUCCUGGAGCACUAUGGCAUCGUGGGCAAGGGGACGAUGUGAUGGGCGGCGAGGACAAGAAAGGUCACAUUGGUCACAGUGAGGCCAGAGCCCAAGCGUGGGGACAGCUCCCCACCUCCGCUCACAUACCAGGUCUGAAUGGCGCACUGGGCCAUGAGAGGGAAAAGUGAAAAGAUAGGAGAAAAGCCCCAUUUCCAUAUAAUUUAUAUUUUACUUUUGCCAAGUUAUUUAUGAUAACAGUUUGCCUUUGUUAUGCUGUACUGGUGUCUACAUGCUGCCGUCUGCCAAGGUCAGGGUUCUAAGAGGAGCGUCUACCCCCAGUCAGAUGUACCAGGAGUGCAGUAUGGACUCUUUUGGCCAUGCUCUCAGCUGUCAUUGCCCAAGGGUGGCUGCCAAAACUGGCUUUGCCUCAAGCAGCCUUCCAAAUGCUUGACCAUCCAUAUUUGGUUUCCACAAGCAGCCUUCCGAACACUUGACCAUCCACGUGUGGUUUCCUGGCUGCAGAUACAGCCUUUCUGGGGAGGAAGGCCUUGAGAGGUGGGACACGAUUAGUUUGAGACUCAGGCUUGCUCUGUAUCACUUAGGGCCUGGGAAAGCUCACCACCCCAGAACUGUUGACCUGCGGGAGUGCUCAUCUGUCUCCACCUGCCUGUUGUCUCCCACUGGGAUCCAUGUGUUCUGGAACCUGAGCAAGGGGAGGUGUUCUACACUGGUUCCCAGCUCUUCUGCAUCAUCUUAGGCACCAAAUCAGGCAUGCUGUUUAUACUCAUGUGCAUGUUGCUAAGUGGAGGUCUGUCCACCUGAAUCUGGCAGUGGUCUGGGGUUUGGGAGAAACCAGUGGUCUUGCAGGCUCCCCAGAGCAAGAGACAGAGCUGGGCAACAUCGUCAUAAAGCCCCCGUCUCCCUCCCAUCACCCCAGAUGUUCACGCCGCGGCUCUCCAUCCCCGAAGAACUGUCCAUCUCCUCCGCUUCCCAAAUCAAGCACCAGCUCUUCAAACACCAGGAAUCACUGCGGCAGUCAUCACACUAGUGUUUGAAAAUGUGCUCUGUGGAUUCUUUGUUUCUAAAGUGGGGCAGAGACAGCGACAGCAGAGGUGGGAUCCACCGAAUCCAGUGGGCACUGUUUGUGUGCAUGAGUGUGUGUGUGUGUGUGUGUGUGUGUGUGUGUGAAAGCAGGUGGGUGAGUCCACUGUUUAGCUUCUAUUGAUGCACCAACACAAGUGCCUCGUUUCUGUGCCAAAUGUUUGCCUUGGUCCUUGCGGACCCUCUUCUCUGACAUGUGGUGGCAUGGCCGAGGAGAAUGUGCCGGUGUCUCCCAGAGGCCUGAUGCCUUGGUCGCUGGGGUGGGGACAUCUUGCAUUUCAGUUUUUCAUUCACAGCAGAACUCAGCGAAGAGGAGCAGAGGUUUGUGCUGGCUCCCAAAGGGGCCUCCUCCUGAGAUGCUGGUCCACAAGUUUGACCCAUAGACUGCAGGCGAGGUCCCUUAUCCUUCUGACAGAGGAAGAAAGGGCUCACGAGGGGUUCUGGACUUAGUAGCAUCAACUGCCCCAGUCACAGAGGGACCUUCUCCCACCCGUGGCUGUCCUUGUCCAGAUCAUGCAAGCCCUGACAUUUGGUUUUUAAACUGACUGGCAGCUGAGCCUUUUUCUCUCAGUGGUCAAGGAAGUUUCCUCCCAGCAACCGGCUCCCUCUGGAGUAAGGAAUGAAAGGAAUUGAGUUUCCUGGUUUCUGAGGAGCUGGUACAACAGUGUGUUACAUAUGCAUAAAAUGGAACAAGACAAGUCCGUGAACUUUGUGCUCAGACCUUGGGCAGCCCCACCACCAACACUGGCUCUGGGCAGGCAGGGAAGGAACAUCCCCAGGCAUCUGGGGUGCCCAUGGACACAGGGGUACUGUGCUGGAUUGUGCACGAGGACUGAACCCCACUAGCAUCAUAGCCUCAUAGCCAGAGCCUGUUAACCUGCUCAUUAACCUAUGCUGUAUUCCUCCAGUGUUAACCUGUAAACGUGUUAAGUCACACCGCAUUUAAGGGUCUCUGUGUGUAUUCUCGGCAUCAGAGACCUAAUUGUGUCUCCUUCUCUGCCUUACCUAGUAGUGGAUAUUUUUACUUUUCUUAUAUUGUAAAGAAUAUAUCCAGUAUGUAAAUGAAUGUUCUAUAAAUCCUUUGUAUAGUCAUUUUCUCUGCUCUUUAAAUAUCACCUCUAUUCAGAGUAUAAUAAAAGUAUAAACUUGA